UCUUUCUUCAGAGCUCUAUUUUGCCCUUUACCCCUUUUAUUUAUUCAUCAAUAAAUACUCCUUAUAACCUUGCCAAACUGCCUUUCUUUCCGUUUCUUACUAUCCCUCUCUUUCAAAAAAAGAAGACCCAUUUCUUCUUCUUCUUCUUCACUUGGAACCCUCUUGCAAGCUCAAAAAUGUCGAGUAGAGCGAGUAAGCGUGUGAGUUUCAGCCCUGAUGUCAAUGAUAAACCAACGGUCUUUCUCAAACAUGGAGGCAGUACAAGAUCAGCCGGAAACAGGAGGCGAGUCAUAGUUGGAAUUUUCAGUUUUAGAGUACCCAGAAGUUCAAGAUUUUCACCGGCAAGCUUACUCAGGCGUCUUGGUGCUAGAGUGGCGAGAGCUCUUCGUUUUGUGUCUACCCCAAAGAGGUCUUCACGUAAAGUUUCUUCAUCCACUUUGCAAAGAUCAAGGUCAUUAGCAGACUCAAUCGACUCUCAUAGAGCUGAAGCUAUAGAAGAUUGCAUCGAGUUCUUGAAUACUUCGUCCUCCAUGUCAAGAUCAAACUCAGUUUCUGCAAGUUCUUGCUAGAACUUCUGCAGUGAAUAGAUAAACAUGUAAGGGAAACGAACAGAGAGUAUGAUUUUAAGAAGUUUCUAUUAGAUGCCCUGUAAGUUUGACGCAGUAACAAUCAGUGACCAUAGCUCCAUUGAAGCAACAGUUAACAAGGUUUCUUUUGGACAAGUUUGACCUGAUCCAAUUGAACCGCAUCAAGCUCAAGUACAGAAAGAGGAUCUCAUAAGGUUGGUAAAUUCUUAUUUCAGUUGCAGAGGUCAAAUAGCUUUCUGCAUAUUCUUUGAGAAAAUUUUGCAUGGUUUUGAAAUUGUAAGAAAGGACCCAAAUGGCUCAUUGAUUGUAAGAAGUUUUACUUAGAUACAGGACAAGUAGCAGUAAACACGUUUUCUGAUGCAAUAAUAUUAUACUUACAAAUAAAUCUUACAAAGAUUUCCCACUAUUACAAAUAUUUCCGUAUAAAGUGGGAUGUCAAAAAAUGAAUAGAAGAGUAAAACAAAAAAUUAAACUCAUUAAAUCUAUUAUUCCAUUCAAUUUUUGUCACAUCACUUUGUAUAAAGAUCUUUGUAAAAUUUAUUUAUAAGUGUAGUAUUACGAUUUCUCUUUAUUAUGAUUGCAAUUAUAGAACAAACUGUUAAUUUUAUGAUAAGAUGCUGUGCAGCUCUAUUCAUGCUUCAUGCUUGUGCCAAGAGAUGACUGCUUAGACAUACUGUACGCCAUGCUUUAUAUUUUC
Molecule: messenger RNA, 1284 nt
Organism: Pistacia vera
Lineage: Eukaryota; Viridiplantae; Streptophyta; Magnoliopsida; Sapindales; Anacardiaceae
Product: josephin-like protein
Exons: 1
Coding region: 177-569 (130 amino acids)
Source: RefSeq, a predicted model, not a curated record